UCAAACUUUCAGUAUUGUGUACGAGAUCUGAUUGUAGAGUGUUACACUGGAAUUAAAUGUUGAAUUACAUUAAUUAAUGAAAAUGUUCUUUUAAACGACACAUUUUACUAAACAUCGCUUGGAGUAAUUAUUUCAAUAAAAUUUUUGUAGAUUAACAAAUAGACCUGAGAGAGUAUGUACGGGCAUGGAUCUAGCGUCAUGUACGUGACAUUAAUGUUGCUGUGGGUCACUGGCAGUGGUGCUGUGGCACUAUAUAAUGUAAGUGAAGAGCCUAUUUAUUCAUCGAUGGUCAACAAAAAUGGUGAAACAGUGUAUAUAUCCUACGAACUGAUGAGCAAGUUAAGUUUGGAGCAGGAGACUUGGCAUUUAAAGCCAUGGUUAAGGACAAGGAUUGAGGUAUUGGAUGGAGUUGUGAGGGAAGUUUCAUGUAUCGACGCGACUUCCAGUGAGAAUUUUCCGGAUGGAAUAUUUAAUGAGGACCAGCUACGAAAGGGGGCGUUUUUAUUAUAUGCAUUAUUUGGAAUUUAUACAUUCACAUUAUUAGCAAUUGUGUGCAAUGACUACUUCAUUCCGAGCGUAGAGUUCAUAUGUGAAGAUUUGAAAAUACCACAGAAUGUGGCAGCGGCUACUUUCAUGUCUGUGGCCACUUCGUUCCCAGAGUUUUUUGUUAACGUGAUAUCAACAUUCAUUACUGAAUCUGAUAUGGGAAUAGGGACUAUCAUUGGAUCUGCUAUAUUUAACGCACUCGGUGUAGGCGCUAUUGGUGGAUUAGCUGCAGUACAAUCAAUUACAAUAGAACCUGGACCGGUAACUAGAGAUGUUAUUAUCUAUAUGGUUAAUGUCGGUGUCCUGGUAGCUUUCGUGUGGGAUGGACAAAUAGAUUGGUAUGAAGCAGUGGUAUUGGGCAUCCUCUACGUAAUUUACUUUGUGAUAAUGUUUAAUAGCCUAAGAAUGUUUGCUCUUUUUGGCAGACUUUUUGGAAAUUGUACCAAAGGUGCUACCUCAAGCGACAUUAUUAAUGAUGGCGGCAAACCUGUAGAGGAAGGAAUUGAUAAUAAGGCUUGCAAUGAAGCUAGUAAAACAGUUGAUGUGUCUUCUAUUGACAAAGUGUUAGUUGUUGAAAAUGUAGAUGAAACUGAAUUGAAACCACCAAAAAGUAUAUGGCGAUUCCCUAAAGAAAAAACGUUAUUUAAAAAAAUAUGGUGGAUUUACACUUGGCCACUGAAGUUAAUUCUUGGAGUAACAAUUCCGUCUCCGAUAAAAUACAGGAAAUUAUAUCCAUUGGCUUUUAUCAUGUGCAUAGUAUGGAUUGGAGUAAAUUCAUAUUUCGUUACUUGGAGCAUGACUGUUAUAGGUGAAACCUUCUUUAUACCUGAGUCAGUGAUGGGAAUGACAUUCUUGGCAUUCGGUGGCUGUUUGCCUGAGGCUUGUUCUAUUUUCAUCAUGUCUCGACGAGGCGAAGGUGGCAUUGGAGUAUCAAAUGCUUUGGGCGCAAACUCGUUGGCGAUAUUGUUCGCAUUAGGGCUUCCAUGGCUGAUCAAAACUUUAGUUAACAUCGCCCGAGGUGCUGAUGAGACAGCUAUACUAAUCAAUUCGGCUGGAAUUGACUUCAUUGUGGGGUCAUUGUUGGUGGCUGUCGUAUGUUUAUGGAUCACUUUGUUCUUUGGGAAGUUUAAAUUAAGAAAAUCUAUUGGAUUCGCGUUAUCGGUACUCUACAUUAUAUUUAUCACUUUUGCGAUUCUUGUCGAGAUGGGUGUAAUUUUGGAUAGAGGAUUCGAAGCUUGUUGACCCAAGGUAUUUAUUUUGUAUUAGUGCAUCGCUGAACUCAAAUCUCUAUGAUGAGUAAUAUGAUUUACAAGAUUACAUUGUAGAAACAAAUCAUUUCUCAAAUGUAAUUACAAGAAGUUUGGUCGCGACGUAAAACCAUGUCGAAUUUUAGAGACGUUGGUCAUUAAAAAUAGUACAGGUAGGUUGAAGAAAGAGAUAUUAUCUAUCUUCACGACACACGAAAUAUAUGAAUUAAAAUUUCUUUAAGUGACACAAAAUGUUAAAUAAACAGUAUCGAUUAAUAGAAACAGUAUGGAUCAGUAAAAUACAUAUAAGAAUAAUGUUAUUAAAAAGUCUCAUGUAGAUGUUGUUGACUUUAUGCAUUUUUACUAUUAUUAAUUCUUUAAUUUUUAUUAAACGUAUGUUUUCACUUAUCACAGCAAGACUUACAUACAGAAGUUAUAUAUAUAUUUGGGUACCUUGUCCCAUUCGCAUUUCUGCCAAUAAGCAGCCAUGUUUCAGUUGAAAGGGUGAGAUGGAUGAAUUUAUACGUUACGGAGGCAUAACCUUAGUCUUUAGGAAUGGUUACGUAUUAGCUAAACUAUGGGUAUCAUAAUGUAUUAUGUGGUAUAUCAGUUAUCAAAGAUGAGUGGUAAUAUUAUAAUGGAUAUCUCUGUGAUGUUUGUACAAUGUGACAUGAUCCUGAGGCCGUCAGCUUCCUAUUAAGUACAAGUUGUAUAAAAAAUCAACAGAAAUGUUUCAGAAAAAAGUAUGAAAUGUUUUUGUGUAUAACAAAAUGACAAUAAAGAGAGUGCCAAUAAUGUCUGUGAUGUUAGAAAAUAAAUUAGAUCUGAAAUGCGAUAGGCAUCGUAUACAUGAAACAUGCAUCAGCAUGUGUGAACAUAAUGUACUUAUUUGUAGGUUGCGUUAUAAUAUAUUCCGUACAGUUGCGUUAAAAAUAUUUUGUUACCUAUUAGUUUUAAUUUACAUAUUUUUGUACGUAAAUAAGUGAGUGAGCCAAGUUGAUGUAUGUGUAUAUUGAGUUACAUAGACAGGCUGGUAUAUAUACUCCUUUGGAAAAAAUGAGUACGUUAGCAGUAAGACCAAGGACGUUGAAAAUAGUUUAUAUUAAUAAUAUCAAUAGAGUUGUAAAUGGCGUAAAAAAUUGUAAAUAAACAUUAAAACCAAUCUAUAUAUAUUAUCUUUUAUAUAUACGUACUCUUGGACUAGUGAAAGAAAGUUAUGGAGUUAUAAAUAACCAAAGACUAGGUCCUAAGUAACUCCGUUACUAUUUUGCAAGGAUGUGGUUUGACCAAAAUUGUGUUAUAUCAACCCUUAUUUUUAGCUCUAAUUUAAAAAGAUUAAAGUUAUUCACUUUAAUGAAAUAAAUAAAAUAAUGAAAUAAUUAAUCACAUAUUAUUUUAUUGCGCAGAAUAUAUUUUUAAUUAAUAUUUAACAUAUCGCACCGCUCACAAUCGAUAGGGAAUUCAUCCUUACACGCUUAAACCUAAAUGGUGACGUACAAUGUGGUUUCAAAGAAAAUUUCUCCUGCGAACGCUUAGGCUAGGUAGAUAGAGUCAGGUAGAUAGAGCUCCCUGCUGAGGUUUCUCCUAGAGACUAUAGUAUAUAAGAGUUUCUUCAGAGACGGCAAAGCGCACGUGACACCCCUGGUUUUGCAGGCGUCCAUAGGCUACAGUAACCGUUUACCAUCAGACGGGCUGUAGGCUUGUUUACAACUCUCAUGAAAUAAAAAAAAAGUAAUUUCCCGUUUCUUGAUGAAUAUUGAACAAUUUAUAACUAAAUAAAUGAUAAAUGCAAAAAAGUCAAAGCCAAAGAAUAAAACACAGACUGUGUUUUAUUCUUUAAAACUGUUUGACAUAACGACAAAACUAUAUCUUGAGGCCUGGACUCUCAUAAGUUAUACUUACGUCUAUUUCUUUAAUGUAAAAUAAUUUCGUUUAUUUUUUACAUUUUCUACCAAACUUCGCAUAUAAAUUCACCUUUUUGCUUGUUUAUCUUAUUUGCCUUUUGUCGUUAUGUCACCAGAUGAUCUUCAUUAUACUUAACAUGAAACUGUAUUUAAAUUAAUUUCUUAAGGAUAUUAGGUAUAAGAAUAACACUUAAAAAAAUUUAAUAUAUUUAAACACCUAUUUUUAUAACAAUUUACUGAAAUAGGUUGUUUACCUAAAUAAUAUUACAUACUGUAGAACUCUACAUGAGGUACAUAUGAAAUAUAGAAACAAACUUAAGUUAUAGUUUGGACCCCAGACAUAUUAGCGUCAAUAUGAAUAGCAUCUGAUAUGAACAAAAUAAUACUAAUAAAUAAGCUUAUGAAUUCCUGUAUUCGAUUCGAAAGAUGAAACAGUAAAUUUGUAAUUAAGUACAGACAUUUUUCUAUAACACUUAACACCCAAACAACAAUGUAUAAUUAGAAACCUCAUUUCACUACAAAUACCUUAAUAAUAUAGGUGACGAAUAAUUUUCAUUAACAUUAUUAAAUCGAUUUUAACAUAAACUGUCUUACGUAGGUACCUAAAGGGCGUUUAUUUACAAUUCAGUUUGUCCCAUUUUAAUGACCUUACGAAUUGUGGUGUGGAAAGCUAGUACAACAUAUCUGGACAUCAAAGCAUUCGUCACAUUACAAGUUCGUUAAAAAUGUUUCAAAAGAAUAUAUUGUUACAUCUCCUCAAAAAUAUAUGUCGGUAACGAAUGUUCUUUAUGUAUUUUUCUUCAUACUUGUGUAAUCGGAAAUAAGAUGAAUAAAUUUCACAAUAAGAUAUGCUUUUAAA
Galleria mellonella (greater wax moth) is the source of this 4556-nucleotide messenger RNA. Its product is annotated as sodium/potassium/calcium exchanger 3-like. Gene Ontology annotation, molecular function: calcium channel activity; calcium, potassium:sodium antiporter activity. The transcript has 10 exons. The record is from RefSeq and is a predicted model, not a curated record. Gene Ontology annotation, cellular component: membrane. The coding region runs from base 175 to 1788 and encodes 537 amino acids. NCBI's taxonomy places the organism in Eukaryota, Metazoa, Arthropoda, Insecta, Lepidoptera, Pyralidae. Gene Ontology annotation, biological process: intracellular calcium ion homeostasis; calcium ion transmembrane transport.